Messenger RNA from Ustilago hordei, 1425 nucleotides. RefSeq lists its product as uncharacterized. Lineage: Eukaryota; Fungi; Basidiomycota; Ustilaginomycetes; Ustilaginales; Ustilaginaceae. Gene Ontology annotation, molecular function: ubiquitin protein ligase activity; protein binding. Gene Ontology annotation, biological process: proteasome-mediated ubiquitin-dependent protein catabolic process. The record is from RefSeq and is a predicted model, not a curated record. Gene Ontology annotation, cellular component: GID complex; cytoplasm; nucleus. The transcript has a single exon. Bases 1 to 1425 code for a protein of 474 amino acids.
AUGGCAGAAGCAAUGGCUGUCGAUCCCACCCCUCCUUCCGCCGAACAAGCGGUUACCGGAGGUAAUGCACCAAACCUAGACGGCAUUUUGCUACUAGAAGCACCAUUCGCUCGUGUACCAUUCGACGAGCUCCGUAGACAACAAAAGACUCAACAGCGUUUGAUUGAACGAGAACUGCUGUUCGCUACCACCACAUUCAGCGAUACAUCCAAGUCAGCAUCGGCAUCUGAGCUCGAAAAGAACCUUGAUGCGGUCCUGGGCCGUCUGAAAGGUCUCAAACGGAAACUCGAACCACUCUCCCACCAAGCCAAAUCUUCGCUUCGAAUGGCACAAUCUCGUACAGACCACCUACAAGCUCUCCACAAGAUCUCCGAUACUGACUCGCCCGAGUUUUCCGAAUGGAGUAAGACUAGGCUGUAUCGAAUGAUUGUCGAUUAUAUGCUGCGUCGAGGAUACAGAGGUGCAGCGGAGGAGUUGGUAAAGAGUAGAGGGGUUGAGGAUCUGGUGGAUAUAAGUCUGUUUGAGCAGGUGGCCAAGAUUGAGGAUUCGUUAUGUCCCCCGGCUUGGGAGCGGGCGUUGAAGAGUGGGAUGGAGCUGCGGGGAGCGGGCGAGGUGGGCAAACCAAGUUGCGGAUUAGCGCUGGCAUGGUGUAGUGAGAACAAAGCGUCUUUACGAAAGAUUAGGACUCCUUUGGAGUUUAAUCUUCGUCUACAAGAGUUUGUGGAAUUGACGAGGAAUAGGAGUGGCGAGUCGCUCAAGGAGGCGAUCAGCUAUGCUAGACGACACCUACUGCCAUUGGUUACAGCAAAAACCCCAACAGGAGCGGGAGGAGGAGAUGAGAAAGAAGCAGAAUACGAAAAACUAGCAUCCGAAGCAAUUCGGCGAGAAGUUUCAAGAGCAAUCGGUCUUUUAGCUUGCGGUCCCAACUCUUGGCCUUAUGCAGAUCUUUAUUCGCUCAACCGAUGGAGUAUGCUACGGGAGAGUUUUAGAGCUGCUGCUCUACAAAUCCAUUCCCUCCCACCGCAGCCUAUACUUCAUAUUGCACUAAGCGCAGGCUUAAGCUCGUUGAAACUUCCACAAUGCUACACCCACUUGAAAGACGGAGCAGAGGAGGGAGGAGGUGGCGGCAAUGUCGAUUGUCCCAUCUGCGAUCAAGCCGGCUUGGGAAAGCUAGCGAGCGAGGUUCCUUGGAGUCAUCAUCAGAAUUCGACCUUGGUUUGUUCAAAGAGUGGUAGGAUUAUGGAUGAAAACGAUCCACCGUUGGCACUGAGUAAUGGCAGAGUUUAUGCUCAGAGUACGCUCAUUGAACUUCUUGAGGCAGCCGGUGGAGGCGGUGGAGGCGAAGGUGGCGAAGCGCAAGUAAAGUGUCCUAGAACAGGCGACAAGUGUAGGAGUGAAGAAUUGCGCAAGGUUUUCAUUUCGUAG